GUUGUCUGGCCAAAGGCGCUAGCAGUCGCCACCGGCCCCGCUCCCAAUCCGCGCUGCCAUGACAGUCCUUCUCCGUGUCGCGGCGAGUACACCAAGUACCAAAGCGUUUAAAGAGCGCCGCUGCUGACUGAUGCACCUAUCCGCGUUGCACUGCGAGAAGCUCCACCGAGAUCCGUUCUCGGGGUUCGUCAAGGUGCUUGGAAUUGCUCCGAACCAGUUCUCCGCGGAUCGACCAGGCGCGGCCGUCCUGGACGUGUUGAUCAUCACUAUCAUCAUCAGCGGGAGUUUCACGAAGCGUGUCCUGGAUAUAUCUGUGUAUAAAGUGGUGGAUGUUGUGGCGGCGGUGUUGUUGAUGUAAUGCGUGUCCCGGAAUCCCGCACGCACGUCUGGCUCGCUGUCAGUUUCGGAGCACCAGGUAUUGGUCCGCGUCGAGAUACAACAAGCAGCCACGCUUUCCCUGGAUUUGGACGAUCGAUGCGCCUCGUCGAACCCUGUAGGGGACGAUCCUGAGGGCGACUCGAUGAACGUCGUGCCGUUGUUGCCGGUCGAUAGGGUGCACCGGUACGCUUCGGGGCGAGCCGGAGCAUUGGUGGGAGCUUUCUCGGACGCAGGACCGAGCUUAUCCCGGCGCGAAUCGUGACAGACGGCCGCCUCCUUUCGGCACGUUUUCGGCAGCGGCGACUAAAAAGCGAUGCUCGCGAUCGGUCAAUAACGCCGAUCGCUCAAUCGCGAAUCACGACACACGCUCGCCGCUUGUUUUCACGGACGGUGCUGUGAUCACACACAUAUACAUAUAUACACACACACUGUGAUAUAUACGUGUAAUAUAUAUAAAAUACAUAUAUAUAUAUAUAUAUGCUACGAGGUGCGAGAGAUCGAGACUGUUCGCGAUUGCGUCGCGUAGGGCCUCACGUCAAGCACGUUGAAGCAAUCGAGAAACGAGAUAUCUCGUAUGUUAUCUCUUUCUCGCGUUCGGUUUGGGAACAUUUAAAAGUCGAGGAAGAUGUUUAACUUUAUGAAGAAGGCCGCGGAGAAGGACGACAAGGAGAAGCGGAAGCGCGAGAAGAAGGAGCGGAAGGAUGUCAAAAAGCGCGAUCGCAGCAGCAUGUCAGCGGAGGAGCUUCUGCGAUUGGAUGAGGUCCGCAGAUCAUUGAAGAUUCCCGGUCGCCGGAAGGAGAAGGAGAAGCUACCGAGCGGCAUCACCGCGGAUUACAGCGCGUCUUUCUUCGCGCAUCUGGACCGCGACCUUCUGGACGCCACGCAGAAUACAGAUUCGGGUCUAGGCUCGACGAUCAGCGCCGGUACCAGUAGCUGGUCCAGCGUCAGGACACCCGACGGCUUGAUGCAGAGCGACUCGUCGGAGGCGUCUCUCACCUCCCUAACGGCUACCACGACGACGUCGUCGACGACAACGAGUCAUGCGGGUGGUAGGAAUCUGCCACCCCUGCCGCCGAAGCCGCCCAAACGAGGGAUCCUCAAGGGACCCCGAUUGAGCGUGAACAGCGGCCUCGGGAGUGUCCUUUCGGAGGAGAACGCGCUGCCGAACGGCACCGAGACGAGUUACCAGGAAGCCAGCAAUCUGCUGGUGAGGAACACUCUUCAGAACGAGGUGAUAGCGUAUCAGAACGUGCCGACGUAUUUCAACAGCGUCCUGAACAAGGACGAUCUGUGUAGCGAAGAGGAGACGGUGUGUCAGACCACGUGGCGCGUCACGACGCCGCAUCAAACUCAGCAACACUAUCAGCAACAGCAGCAUCAUCAUCAAAUCGACGCCAAACUGCUGCAGGUCGUCACUAGUGCUAGUCCAUCCGCGGAUUCCUUGACGGACACGACGAACUCGAGUUUUGCCACGCCGCCGUUCAGCCUGUCGCCGGUCGGCGAGUCCCAGGGUUUCUCGAGGUGGCGUUCGUCGGUCUCCUUCGAGGAGCAGGGAAUCGAGCUGCAGCUGCCGGAGCUGGUGCCACUCGAGCUACCCGAGCCUAGGGAGCUCACUAUUCAGAGGCAGCCGCCGCCGCGAAGCGAUUUCGGCUUUUCCCUUCGUCGUGCCGUGAUCGUCGAACGAGCGGCGAACGGCGUCACCCAGAUGAGGCCGGUGAUCUUCGCCGAACCCGGAGCCCUGGUCCAGCAUAACAACGACACGGGUCUAAUACCCGGCGAUAGGCUGAUCGAGGUCAACGGGAUCAACGUGGACGACAAAACGCGCGAGGAGAUUAUCGAUCUUAUUAAGAGCUCCGCCGGCAGCGUCACUGUAAAGGUGCAGCCGGUCGCCGAGCUGUCGGAGCUAUCGAGACGCGGCGGCUGUGACGGACGUCAAGUCGAAUUGGCACCUGCGAAUAUCCGCGGCGGCACGCUUCGCCGAUCCGGCAGUUUGCGGUUUCAUCAGAAUACAGCACGAUCAGAGGAGCAUCUGGCGCAAGAACAAGCAUGGCUAACUUCCGAAAAGAUCUGGUUAUUGCAUCGAGGAGGUUUCACUCCUGCCACAAGGUGCGGUUCCGCCGAUCCCGACACAGGAAAAUUGAGAAUCCGAUUGACCACUUCUGGAGAGGAGUUGCUCGUGGACGAGGAAGACGUAGAAAAGGCUAACCCACCCCAGUUUGAUAAAGCCGAGGAGCUUUCCCAGUUACGGUUCUUGAAUGAAUCGUCCGUUCUCCACACGUUCAGGCAACGUUAUGCCAGUAACUUAAUACACACAUAUGCGGGGGACAGCAUGAUCGUUAUCAAUCCGGUUGCACCAUUGGCGAUUUAUUCUGAAAAGGUUGCGCACAUGUUUCGAGGUUGCAAAAGCGAAGAUAUGCCACCGCAUAUCUAUGCGAUAGCGCAGUCGGCUUAUCGAGGAAUGCUGGCGACACGCAGGGAUCAUUCUUUGGUUUUCCUCGGACGAAGCGGAGCGGGGAAAACUACAAAUUUCAAACAUGCUCUUCAUUAUCUCGUAUUGGCUGCCGGCACGGUUAACAAGAUCUUGACGAUCGAGAAGCUGAACGCGCUCUUCACGGUUCUCGAGGCCUUCGGAAACAGUAGAACGCAUAUGAAUUCGAACGCGACGCGUUUCACGCAGCUCUUCAGCCUCGACUUUGAUCAGUCGGGUCAGAUCGCCUCGGCCUCUCUGCAAGUGCUGCUGCUGGAGAAGUCGAGGAUAGGUCGACGAGCCAACGGAGAUCCGACCUUCCACGCCGCCUACCGUCUGUUGGCUGGCGCGGAGGGUGCACUGAGGAAAGAGUUACAUCUUACGAAUCUAGUCGCCGAGAACAAUCCCUUCGUCACGCCGCUGCAGAAGCACGAGGACAAGCAGCGGGCUAUGGUCGAGUUCAACCGCAUCGUCGCCGCCUUCAGGAUACUCGGCAUCUCCGAGGCUGACGAGAAGGUCAUCUGGCUGGUGCUGGCCGGCAUCUAUCAUUUGAGCUGCGCCGGGGCCGUGAAGGCCGGCACCAGUUCGCAGAGCAGGUGGCAAUUCGCCAGGGUUGAAUGCGCGGAGAAGGCCGCCAAUCUUCUGGGCACCUCCGUCGAGGAGUUGAGCCGAGUGGUCUUCUCGUCCAACGGAGGUGGCGCUGGAACACCGAGCACUCCGAGACCGGCUCUGAGAACGCCUAGCCCGACCGAGCAGGGCAAGGACGUCACCGGGCUCGAUGCGCUGGAGGGACUCCUGGUCGGACUCUACUCCGAAGUCUUCCACUGCGUCGCGGCUCUCAUUAACAAAUCCAUAUCAUCCGCUGUACAUACGGUUUCCUCUGUGCUGCUGUGCGAUUCGCCAGGUUUUCAAAAUCCUGCUUCGUGCGGCCGGCAAACCGGAGCAACUUUCGAGGAUCUUUGUCACAAUUAUCUGCAGGAGCGUCUGCAGUUACUGUUUCACCAUACUACGUUGAUAGCUCCGAAGGAUAGAUACGUCCAGGAGGGCAUUGACGUAGAUUACGAGGACGAUUACGAUGAGGACGGCAUCGGGUCGCCUCAAGGUUUAGUUUCUCUUCUGGAUCGCGGAAGCUCUCAAAGCGCAACGAUGUUGCGAACUAGUCAAAGCGAUCUUAGCGGCAGCAGGCAGAUGGAACGAAAAGGAUUACUCUGGCUGUUGGACGAGGAGACCGUAUGUCCCGGAGGUAGCGACGAGACUUUCCUGGAUCGUUUAUUUUCUCAUUAUGGAGACCGAGAUCAUCAAACGCUUUUGCGAAAAGCGCCGGGGAACAAUCAAUUCGUUUUACAACACUUGUUGGGAACAAAUCCCGUUCUUUAUACUGCCACCGGUUGGCUUAAGGCCACGCGCGAGAAUCCUGUCGCCAAGAGUGCCAUCACAAUACUUCAAGAAAGCACACGAGAACACGUGAGCAAGCUGUUUGUAAGUGCCCGAGGUGCCGGUGUUUCCGGCGCUUUAUGCGGUUCCAUGCCAGGGCUCGAAGGCUCGCAAUCCUUGAGGCGAGCCUCGAGCAUACGAAGAACAUUCACUGCCGUGAAAAGGAAAAAUGUUUGUCUGCAAGUGAAAUUUACAGUAGAUGGUCUCGUGGAAACGCUGCGGAGAACUCGCGUGAAGUUUGUGCACUGUCUUCUACCUCAGCACAAUGCAGGUUGCACCGACAAUAAAAGCCUCCUCUCUGUGAAAUCGAAUCAGAGCGAGGACAGCGUCAUCAAUGUGCCUCUUCUGCGAUCGCAGAUUCGCGGAAGUCAGAUAAUAGACGCUAUUCGUCUACACAAAGUUGGAUUCCCGAAACAUAUGGCCCUGGGUGAAUUUAGACGUCGAUUUGGAUUACUUUCGAGCGACGUGAACGCUCGUCCCGGAAGUCCUGUCACCGAUGAACGUCGCGCCGUCGAGGACAUGCUGCUGACCGUCGACGUCGAUCCCGCAUCCUAUCGAGUCGGCCAAAGCCAGAUAUUCUUCAGAUCGGGCACCUUGGAACGACUGGAGGCUCAGAGGGACGAGAAACUCACCGGCCACAUCAUUUUACUGCAGGCGAGAUGCAGAGGCUAUCUAGCACGGCGCAGACUCAACACUUUGAAACUGCAAGAUCUCGCAGUGCGCUGCAUCCAGAGAAACGUGAGGAAGCUAAUGUCCGUGCGAGAAUGGCCUUGGUGGAGAUUGUACGUGAAAGUCGCGCCCUUGUUGAAUGUUCAUCGAACUGAGGAUCAGCUGAAGGCGCGAACGGAAGAGCUCGAGCUUCUCAAGGCAAAAGUGGAGCGCUUGGAGCAGGAACGUAAUCAUCUGAAACACGACAACGACAAAUUAGAGGCAAAGCUGAGCGAGAUGACAGCAGACUUCGCCGAGGAGCAUUCUACGUCAACCUUAGCGGCGGAGAGGAUCGAUGCCGAAACGUCGGAGCGUCUGCGACUCGAGAGGGAGUUGCAGGAUGUGACCGAGGCUAACAAGAAUCUUCAGCAGACGACCGAACGGCUGGAGAUGGAACUGCUGUACGCGAGAGCUGCCGAUUUGAACGGGGUAGCUUCCGAUGGCGAGGAAGGCGAGGACGGCGGUGUUUAUAGGCAACGAUAUGAGAAUGCCAUUCGAGAGCUCGAGUUCACGAAGAGGAAAAUGGCACAACAGCACGAGGACGAUCUGGAGCAACUGGUGGGACUCAAGAAACAGUUGGAGAAGAAGUUGGCCGAUGCUUACGAAGAGGUGGAGGAGCAGCGACAAGUCGUCGGACAGUGGAAGCGACGAGUUCAGAAACUGAACGGCGAGAUGCACGAUCUCAGAUUACUGCUGGAGGAACAGACCGCUAGGAACAAUUUACUGGAAAAGAAACAGCGCAAGUUCGAUUCGGAAACUCAGAACCUGAUGAACGAUCUUAGACAAGAGAAAGCACAGCGUGAAAGAUUAGCGAGAGAAAAGGAGAUUGCGAUCGCGGAAAAGUUCACAAUAGAACAAAAUCUAAGCGACGCAAGACUAGAGAUUGAACUGAAAGAGGAGAGACUACGCACGUUGACCCAAGAAUUGGAGGAGCUCACUUUCGGCGGUAAAACGGAAGAGGAAGUGGCGCAGCUGAAGAAAGCGAAACACGAGUUGGAGAAACGCGCCAAGGAUCAAGAAGAGGAACUGGACGAUUUAGCUGGUCAGGUGCAGCUGCUCGAGCAGGCGAAACUCAGGCUGGAGAUGAGCAUCGAACAACAGCGCAAGGAGAUGCGUAAAGAGAUGCAACAGCGCGACGAGGAACUGGAAGACGUUCGCGGAAACGCGCACAAGAAAGUUAAGGCUCUCGAGUCGCAGUUGGAAAACGAGCACGAGGAGAGGACGAUUCUUUUAAGGGAGAAGCACGAAUUGGAACGCCGUUUGGUAGCUUUGGAGGAACAAGAUCGAGCCGAUCGCGCGACUGAAGCCGAGACUAUGCAGAGACUGAAGAGAGACUUGAAGAGGACAAAGGCCUUACUCAGGGACGCGCAGACGAUGCUCGAGAGAUCCAAAGGCGAUUCGACGGGCAAAGCCGCGCUGCGUCAAUUGAAGAAUCAGCUGGAAGACGCGGAAUGCGCUCGAGCAGUGGCGAUUAAAGCGAAACAGGCGUUGGAACAGGAACUGAACGAAACGCAAGCGAGUCUGGAGGAAGCUAUGCGACAACGUUCCGAAGCGGAAGAGCGGGCCAAUGCGGCCAAUCGCGAACGCACGGAGCUGUUGUCUCAGUUAGAAGAAAACGAAGAGGAGCUUGCUGAGGUCUUGAAGAAAUAUCGAGCCGCCGUGCAACAAGUUUCUUCGGAGCAAAGCCAAUUGCAAGAGGCUCAGGUUCAAAUUGCCGCACUCGAGGCGGAAAAGUCAUCAUUGAAGGACCAAUUAGCGGAACUGGCGCAACGAUUAGAAUCAGUGGAGCAACUCGGCGACCCUACGGCAAACAGUCUCGCUACGAGACGCCUGGAAUUUCGAGCCAAGGAGCUCGAGAGCAAGCUCGAACUGGAGCAAACCACGAGAGCGCGUUUGGAGACGCAAAUAGCACGGUUGAAGGAAAGCGUAGAUAAAUUACAGACGGAAUCAGCCUUACUCAGAACAAAGGAGCAGACUGCUCAAGACGCGGCGAGACGACUGCAACGAUCCUUGCGCGAUGCACGAGACGAAGCCAGCUCAGCGAUAUCGCGUGAACAGGAGGCCCUACGUGCUCGUCGCGAUACAGAGAAAUCUUUGGAAGCCGCAGAGGCUGAGACCAAAGUGGCCAGAGAUGAUCUCAGAUUGGCGCUACAGAGGAUCGACGACUUGCAGAGCGCGAUUCAAGGAGAGCUCGACUUGGACUGUAGCGAGGAAGCCACGAGCGAGAAUAGCGAUAGUGAUUGAUCCGAGCCAAUAUCGGGCCUCGAGUCCGAUCAAAAUGACGAAGGCACGACUGAAACAGGAUCAAUGGACCAGAUGAUGGAUUUAUCUUUGCGUACCGAAACGUCGAACAAAACGUGAACCCGCCUCGUAUUUAACGUAUACGACCGAGACUUACAUAAAAAAGUGACAAACUAGGAUCAUAAUCCGGAGAGACGAAAGACUGGUGAAGAGAAUACGAAGGACGGUAUAAUAGCUCGAAAUCGCGAUGAACUUUAAUCGUGCUGUUUGAACGACGCCGCUGGCGUCUUUUUUCGCUGUCGUGAGGAAUAAAACUACCGCAAGAGUGAAUAAAAACUAGCGCGGAGGCUAGUUGAAUGACGAAAUCAAACUUAUGAAGUAAAGUUCGAGCUGCGGAUCAAGCUAAGAUCACUAAGCUAAUUAACUGUGUGCUCACACAUAGACAUUCUCUCUCUCUCUGCGAGCGAUGAUAAACUUUUUAGGUGCUAACUAUGUAUAAUUCUCAGAAAAAACCUCGAUGUCGUGGCUAACUUUGCACGUCGCACUUAGUCGUGCGUCUGCGGUGCUAUUAUCUCUUGUCCGUUUUUCUUCUUCUUUUUUUUCUCUUCUUAAACCGUCGAUGACAACGACGUCGUCCUUUUCCAGUCUUCCACAGAAAUUCGAGCCAUUUCUUCAUAAGCGCGAAUGCGAAUAUUGAUGAAAUUGCGUACAUUUACUGCCGAACAAAAGUCGAAAUAGGAUUUGACAGAAAAAGCAUUUUUAAUGUUGACAAAGACAAAUUUAUAUCUUUUUAUUAGAAAGAUAUAAGCAAAUAUUUUGCAACGAAUUUUAAGCAAUAGAUUAAAACCUUCUUCUUGAUUUUAAUAAUAUCGAUGUAGCGAGACUUUACCUCUUUUAUAGGAUAUUCGUGCUUUUGUUCGACAGCGUAGAUAUACAUAUAUGUCGUGCGAAUAUUUUUUUGUAGAAUUAGCUCACUUUUUAGAAAAGGACACAUUGCGCUUUUUAUUCUUUACUUCACCUUUGUAUCACAUCGUGUAAAAAGGAAGGAAAGGAAAGGAGCACGACAGAGAAACGCGUGCCACGACUCAAAUUAGGGCUUUGGUUUCAUGUAAGGAUUCUCGUGUAACUUAUUGCUUUGUAAAAUGCAGAUCUCCUAUUUAAUUA
Molecule: messenger RNA, 8392 nt
Organism: Nylanderia fulva
Lineage: Eukaryota; Metazoa; Arthropoda; Insecta; Hymenoptera; Formicidae
Product: unconventional myosin-XVIIIa
Biological process (GO): actomyosin structure organization
Cellular component (GO): myosin II complex; cytoplasm; myosin filament
Molecular function (GO): cytoskeletal motor activity; actin filament binding; ATP binding
Source: RefSeq, a predicted model, not a curated record